This is a messenger RNA of Malassezia japonica, 2280 nucleotides long. RefSeq lists its product as uncharacterized. The transcript has a single exon. Lineage: Eukaryota; Fungi; Basidiomycota; Malasseziomycetes; Malasseziales; Malasseziaceae. Gene Ontology annotation, molecular function: myosin binding. The record is from RefSeq and is a predicted model, not a curated record. The coding region runs from base 1 to 2280 and encodes 759 amino acids.
AUGGCCGAGCCGGUGCUGGACGACGGUCCGAUCGCGGGGUACUUUGCCGCGGUGCACGGCGCAGGGGCAGGCGCGCCGCCGGACGGCGAGCAGGUGCGCGCUGUGCCGGCGGUGUCGGUGCGCGAGGCGUUUGCGGCGUUCCUCGGCGCAAUCCGCACCUACUUCCAGCCGCACGACGACGAAGUGCUGCCCGAGAGCGAGUACGAGCGGGCGUACAAUGUGGCAUGGGGCGCCGACGACGGCACGACGUCGUUUGCAGAAGUGUUCAAGUAUACGAUUGCCACCUCGUUCCUGCUCACGCCGACGCUCUCGAUAUCCAUGUACGGCGACGACCAAGACACACGGCCGCUGUCUGGCGCACGCGGCGACGCGCGCGAGGGGGGGCGGUACACGACGUACUCGGCAAUCUCGGGCCAGCCGCCCCGCAUGCUCUUUCACGCCGCCGUGGGCCUGUGCACGCUCGCGGCGAUUGUGCAUGUGAAGCAGAUGGUGCAGAUCUUGGUCAAGAUGCACCUCGCGUUUCUUCUGCUGGCGAUUGUCGUGGUCGAGCUCAUUCGCAUGGCCGGGCCCGACUUUCUCCUGGCGCUGCGGGGCGAGCGCCGCCUCGAGUGCUUCGUGUCGCGCCCGCCGAGCCAGACACGCCCGCGGUACCUCGCGGCAGGCGUGCCGCCCCCGGCGUGGGUCGCCGACGAGCGCGUGCGUCUGCAGAUGCGCGCGCUGCGCCUCGUCAAGGACCUCGUCAAGGCCGCGCAUGCAAUGGACAAGAGCAUCAAUGCAAUGCUCGCUGCGAUCCAGGAAGUCGAGGUCGUCGCACGGGGCUAUAGCCUCUCGAGUCCGCUGCCGCCCAUCUCGCGCAUCGAAGGCACGUCGAGCUCGCCGGAACUCGAAAAAGACUAUGCGCCGUGGCAGGGGCCGUGGGUGCUCCCUGCGCCGUCGACGCGCACGUCGCCGCAGCGCCUCACACCGCUGCGCAAGGCGCUCUCGGAGCACGUCGAGCAGGCGUCGUUCCACUGCAUGAACGCACAGCAGCGCCUCGCUCCGCUUGCACGCACGAGCGAGCUGGGGAUUAUCCAGGAGCUGCAGGAGCGGCAGGCCGCACUCGAAAAGCGAGAGAGUCUCUCGCCGGUCGGCACGCCGGGCGAGCGGCCCAGCGCGAGCCUCACGCCGCGGACGCUCGCGCUCUUUUCCCACGCGACGCCGCCGCGGCGUGCGCCCAAGUUCCAGCCAAUGUCGCCCGUGCCGAUGCACGGGCGUGCGAUGCUCCCCACGUCCACGUCCGAGACGUUUUCGGUGGGCGACGAGCUCGCCGAGAGUGUCGGCAGUGCCGACGAGGCCGAGGAGCCGCUGCGGCGCAAGCUGCCGAAACGCAGCGACCGCCUCGCGUUGAGCCAGCUGCGCAUGCGCUUUGAGCAGAUGCACACGGCGCGUGUCGCCACGCUCUACUACCUCUUAGCGCUCGACUUUUCGAUGCAACCGAAAAAGGGGAUGCCGCUGGAUGUGUACUGGGACGAGAUUGUGAUCCACGACGUACUGCAGCCGCUCGUGCACCUCUUUUCCGAGAUCGGGCGCCAGAUGGACGCACAGCUGCAGACGUCCAUGGGGCUGCCGCACGACCCAGUGCACGCCGACGGCGCAACGUCGCUGCACAAGCACCUCGGCCUCGCCGACCGCAUGACAGAGAUGGGGCGCAUGCUGCGCACGAUCCAGUGCAAGCUCCAAGUGUGCGCCGAGGACGUGAGCGUCGCGCCGUUGCCUGCGCUGCACGGCACACCCCUUGCCCCCGAAAAAGGCGACAGAGACGUGCAGACACUCUUUGACAGUAUGCGCCACGACCUCUUGGCCCUCUCGAACGAGUGGGAGGCCGGCCUGCGUAUCAUCCAGGCGGGCCACGCGCCGCAGGCGCCGGCGCCGGCGCCGGCGCCGGUCGGCCUGGACCAGACGCACGAGAGCGGCCACGAGAUACCCGACGAGCCGAAAGAGGCAAACGAAACAAACUCCUUCUACGCAAGCACAGAAAAGGAGCAGGACACGACACUAUCGGAUCUAUUGCUCCACGCGACGUCGCCCGCCCACCUUCCCCCGAUCGGGAGCGAAGAGGUAUACGAGGGCGAGGCGCCCGCGCCGGCGAUCCGCACCACGCUGCCCCGUGCAGAGCGCAUCCGCCUGAUGCACGAGGAGCGCGCGCGCGCCGCCGAGGCCCAGAACGAGUCGCCGACCGCGAUGGUCUCGGAGCUCAAAGACGUCCUCGCCCACCGCCGCCCCACGGCGCCGGCUUCAUAG